AUGGAUUUUGAAAAACGCCUUGUGGACGCACUCAAAGAGCAAUCUGAAGCUCUCCAAAAUAUUAAUGACCAGUUUGACUAUUCUGUUGAAGAGACACGCGCUGCACCGAUUCCAGACAAUACUGGGAGAUGUGCGGUGGCUGCAGACCAUCGGCGGAGGAACAAGUGCUUCCGGAGUGCAAUAUCUGCGCUUCGACGGACGGUAUGCCCGAGAUGCGCUGAGGUUGAUCUGCAUCAGACAUACGAGAGCUCUGAAGACGUUGGAGGAGAACCAGGUGUGCCAGGCCUUCUGAUAGUUUCAAAGGUAUUCAGACGGCGAAGUGGUUCCCGAGAGGCCCUGAAUGUACAAUUCGAGGCCCCGCCUGCUAGCGGAGUGCAACAAUGA
This is a messenger RNA of Paracoccidioides lutzii Pb01, 384 nucleotides long. RefSeq lists its product as hypothetical. The transcript has 3 exons. Bases 1 to 384 code for a protein of 127 amino acids. The record is from RefSeq and is a predicted model, not a curated record.